Acipenser ruthenus (sterlet) is the source of this 4366-nucleotide messenger RNA. RefSeq names its product NEDD4-binding protein 1-like. Lineage: Eukaryota; Metazoa; Chordata; Actinopteri; Acipenseriformes; Acipenseridae. Gene Ontology annotation, molecular function: RNA binding. Gene Ontology annotation, biological process: negative regulation of proteasomal ubiquitin-dependent protein catabolic process; negative regulation of protein ubiquitination. Gene Ontology annotation, cellular component: nucleus; PML body. Bases 470 to 3418 code for a protein of 982 amino acids. The transcript has 7 exons. The record is from RefSeq and is a predicted model, not a curated record.
AGUGUGUAUGACUGGCGAAUACAUGCAAUGUGCAUUCUAAUGAAAUGCUUCUUAGUUGCUUCCAGUUACUAGACUGGGGAAAUGAGGCUACAAAUGAAAUUCAAUGCGCCGUACCGUUUAAACAGUCCGAGCUGCAGAGUAGAUGGAUAACCAAUGCAAAACAGUGAUUUAUAUUAUUUUGCAACCCGUUGUAUGUCUUGCAAAACGUUUUUUUUUUUUUAAUUGAAUGCACAUGAUAUGUUUACCCGCCCAUAGUCGGUCGUUGUUUGAUGACGUUUGCAGGGACUUUCCAAGUGCUGUUAUACUAGUCAAGAGGCAAAUGACGGCAGUAGAAAGGGAGGUGAAAACAGUGGGUUUCGCAAAGGUAGAGGCGUUGAAACAUGAAAAAGACUCAAAGCUACGUGUUGUCUUUACUUUAAAGAAAGACCGAGAAAAGCGUUUUUGUGAAAUCUACGAAUAAAUAUAACAAAUGUCAGCACGGCUCCCCGGGGGGGCGGACAGGACAGCCAGCGAGCUGCCUUGCUGUUCUACGGGCGGUGCUGGGAUUUACAGCCGCAGCAUGUCACCAGCAAAACAACAUCCACGGAUGCUCACUGACGAAUUCGCAGUCCCCGAGGAGAGGCAGAGCUUUCUGACAUCUGUCAAACCUAAAGUCGAGUUGCUUUUCAGAGUGGAUUUCACAAUCGUAGGUCUGCUGGACCCGGCCGUGGGUCGCGGAAGCAGAGCAACGAGGCAGAUUUGGGUUCAGUUGACGGGGAUGAAGGAAGACGUAUGGAAGGCCAAGGAAUACGUCAAGGGUGUCUGUAACCCAGAACUGCAAGAGAUGGAGAAGUACCCCAAGGACAUGCACUGCAUAUUUGUUGGUGCGCAGAAAUUAUUCAUCAACUGCCUCAUACAGGACACGAGCGCCGAUGUGUUGGUGGUGGAGAUGGGCUUGCUGUGCAUUUGCGGUGGGACUGAGGCCGUGGUGAUGGCGCAGAGUCACAUUCAGCAGUUUGUAAAGCUCUUCGUAGAAAACCAGAGCUUGCCGAGUAAAAAGGAGCCUUUGGUGAAGAAGGAGUUUAAGAAUUUUGUAGAAUCACAUGCUGAUAAGUAUACCAUGGAGUUACUUCUGUUGCCAAGCUCCCUAAAAGAAGAACUUUUGAGUCUCACCAAGAGCACUGUGCAGCGGCAUACAGGGCUUGAGUUUCAGGACACUUUCGACAAAGUGCAGUCUCACCCGAGGUGUGGAAACAAUGCACCCUGCAUAGACAUAGAAAACCUGCAAGGGGCAGAGAGAGGAAAAGCCUGCACCCCUGUAACAGAACUGUCAAACCAAAUACUGAAUGCCUUUAUCGCAGAGUUUGAAGAGGAUCCGUCUGUGGAGUCAACAGCGCCCAAGGAGAGACAGUCUUGCAAGAGGAGAUCUUCGGGCAGUGAGGAUCGGGAUACAAAGAGGCAGUUUUCACUUGAAAGCAAAGACAACGCCUAUAGUGUCGUCAAGUCUGGCAGCCCCACAUACAUACUCAGCGAUGAGGAUAGUGCAAACACCGAUGGCUCGGUCAUUAUGGUAGACAGCAACGAGGCAGAGGAUGUGAGCCCUGAAACGGAUUAUAACUGCCUGGUGAACUUCUUUAAAACCAUGGGGUAUGCCAGGGAGCUUGUGGUUAAAGUCAUCGAGGAGAUGGGCCAAAGGGAGGAACCUCUUGUGCUUCUCAAACGUAUUGAGGAAGAAAACCAAAAGCUGCAAGGUGGGGAAAGAAAGCACCCCGUCUCCCAAGCUCCUAGCAGCUCAAAAAAGACUUUGUGUGAAGGAUCAAAUAAAUCGGUCCAGCCAGAGUUGCGUUCAAGCAAGGGCAAGGAAAAGCAGAGUAACAUAUUAAGUGAUGUGAAGAACUGCAAGCCUCUGAAUGCCUGUCGGCAAGAAGAACAGCGAAGUGACUCCCUCAGGGUGACCGAGAACAUAUCCUUGUGUCCGCGCAUAAAGCCUUUGAAUGCCUAUCAGCAAGAACAGCAAAGUGACUCCCUCAGAGUGACCGAGAACAUAUCCUUGUGUCCGCACAUAAAGCCUUUGAAUGCCUAUCGGCAAGAACAGCAAAGUGACUCCCUCAGAGUGACCGAGAACAUAUCCUUGUGUCCGCACAUAAAGCCUUUGAAUGCCUAUCAGCAAGAACAGCAAAGUGACUCCCUCAGAGAGACCGAGAACAUAUCCUUGUGUCCGCGCAUAAUAACAAUCGGUGAUGAUGAAGAUGAAAAAGAUAUAGAGACUGACGGGUCCGCUGUGAAACCUGCUUUGAGAUUAGUGAAAGAGAAUGUGACUCUGAAAGAAACAGACUUCAUAGCAAGAGGGAGCUCUGGGAAGCCGUUGUUUAAACCAGUCCCGGUUGAGUCCGUCACUCCUCUGUGGAGCUCAGCAGGACUCUCUUCCAGACAGGACACCAGCCCAGCCCCCGAUAAACUCUCUCGCUGCUCCUCCUCCUCCUUCUUUCAGGCUGUACCUUCCAGGCCGCCUUUACAAUUCAUCGCAACAAUGCCUUCCCAUGAGGCAGCAGCAUCCGUACCCGCAGCUAAACCUCAGAAGCCGAACGCUUCAUGUGUGACAGGAGAGAAACGGUUUCAGGAGUCUCUGAAAACAAAAUACAAGCUGAACCUUGAAAAUAAACCUGGAAGGCCGGAUCUAAAGAACGUCAUCAUUGAUGGUAGCAAUGUGGCCAUGGGGCAUGGGCUGCACAAAUACUUUUCGUGUCGUGGGAUCGCCAUUGCCGUAGAGUUCUUCUGGAAAUACGGACACAGACACAUCACUGUAUUUGUUCCACAGUGGAGACAGAGAUAUGAUCCCCUCACUACAGAGAAGCAUUUCUUAGAAGAGUUGGAAGAGCUGGGGAUUCUGUCCUAUACUCCUGCUAGAAUGUUUUGUGGACAAAGAAUCGCGUCUCACGAUGACAGGUUCUUGUUACACCUGGCAGAAAAAACUGGGGGAGUCAUCGUCACAAAUGACAAUUUAAGAGAAUUUGUAACUGAAUCCGAAGCGUGGAGACAAAUCGUAAAAGAAAGGCUUUUACAAUAUACAUUUGUUGGUGAUAUAUUCAUGAUACCAGAUGAUCCUCUGGGGAGAUUUGGACCAAGACUGGAUGAGUUUAUGCGUAAAGACUUAAGGCAUGGACCUCCACGAGCACAGCUUGGACCUCCAGCAGCAGCUUCCACUGAACCUCCACAGGCUACAGGGCCUGGGCUUCAUACCCCCCCCCUUCCAGCGCACAGCCCCCAUGAUCCUCCGCGCAGAUCUACCGCAGACACGGAGGACGCCAGGAAGCACCUCUAUAAUAUCUUCCCUCAACAAAGACAGAAGAUUGAUCAGAUCCUGUCUGAGCACCCACACAUGAGAGACCUGAAUUCACUGUCCUCACUGGUGCUGGACCUCGAAGGACAGCACGGGUAACAAGCACAGGACGAAAGGCACGGGUAGCAAGCGCAGGAAGAAAGACAUGAGUCGCAAGCGCAGGAAGAAAGACAUGAGUCGCAAGCGCAGGAAGAAAGGCUCGGGUAACAAACACAGGAAGAAAGGCUUGGGUAGCAAGCACAGGAUGAAAGGCACGGGUAGCAAGCACAGGACGAAAGGCACAGGUAGUAAGCACAGGAAGAAAGACAUGAGUCGCAAGCACAGGAAGAAAGACAUGAGUCGCAAGCACAGGAAGAAAGACAUGAGUCGCAAGCACAGGAAGAAAGGCACGGGUAGCAAGCACAGGAAGAAAGGCACGGGUAGCAAGCACAGGACGAAAGGCACGGGUAGCAAGCACAGGACGAAAGGCACGGGUAGCAAGCACAGGACAAAAGGCACAGGUAGCAAGCACAGGAAGAAAGGCACAGACUGUUGCGCGUUUCUUUUUGUUGUGUUUGUGUGCGCGCGAGAAGAAUGUAAAUUAAACUUGAGUUCAAAAUGGUUUGUUUUCAUUGGAAAAGGAAAAAUAUUUUGUUAACAUAACACAUAACAGCUGUGUGUUCAAAAUGUGUAUACUUUCAUUUAAUUAACAUUUAAUUUAUUGCAUCAGGGAGCUAGGUUUGUCAUUAAUCGCUGUGUUACAAUACUCGUUUCUGUAAACCAUGUACAUUGUCUGUCCUUGUAAAAAAUGAAUAUACCCCAACUUGUACAUUUAAAUACCAUACUCAUUGGGUACAGAAUAUUUUUUUAUUUAGGGCAAAACCCCAAACCUUUAUAAUGAAAAACACGGGUUUCUUAUUUUUUUGUGUCAGAUUUGAGCAGUUGCUGUUCUGUUUCAUUAUAGUGUUAAUGAAAGCACUUCUUUGAACUACAGCUGUGGCCAAAAGUUUUGCAUCACCUCAAAUUUUAGGAUUAAGACAAAACAUUUAAAUAAAUGAACAAUAUGAA